AUGCCCAUAGAAAUAAGUACCUCGAGUCUUUUAGGGAUUUCAGUACUGCCUUCUACUGGUCUGUUCAUUGGGCUAAAAGUACCAGCUCCUCGUGUGUCGCAACUCAUAAAGGCGUUCGUGAACAGGACAAUAAUAGAUGUUUGCACAUUUGUACAGCGAAUUAAUCGCAGCUGUCACGCGCAAGGGCCUACUCUAUAUGGUAUCGUGAACAGCUCACACUUGUCACCUCCACUAAAACAGGUGCUUUUUCUGAGAUAG
This is a messenger RNA of Cooperia oncophora, 258 nucleotides long. NCBI's taxonomy places the organism in Eukaryota, Metazoa, Nematoda, Chromadorea, Rhabditida, Trichostrongylidae. The record is from the annotation of a GenBank genome assembly.